AUGUCUGCAAGGCAAGACGGCCUUAGGCAUGGGUUAAAGACAGUGAUGAACUUAGCUGCAAGAGGCUGCAAAGUAAUCAUUGGGGAUAUUAUAGACGACACGAAGAUUCGUGAUAGGAUAAUCGACGAGACUACUAACAACCUUGUGGAAAUCACCCAUGUGGACUUGGCCUCUUUGAAAUCCGUCAGGGCAUUCGCAAAAAACAUUGUGUAUACACAGAAGAGGCUUGACAUUUUAAUUCUGAUGGGAGAAACCGGUGGAUUUUCAAAUUUGUACACCGAGGAUGGUCUGCUGAAGCUAAUGCAGGUCAACCACUUUGGACCUUUCCUGAUGACUUAUCUCCUGAGCGAUCUGUUGAAGAAAACACCGGGGAGCCGCGUGGUCUUUGUGAGCUCUCUAUUAUCGCUUAUUCAUAAAUUGAGAAAUGCAGAGAACUUGAAUGCAGCAAUACCUCACAAGAAUCAUCUAAUGUCGAACAUCUACGAGUAUGGUAACAGUAAGUUGUGCAUGCUGAUGGGAGCACAAAUCUUCUCCGAAAAGCUUGAAGGUGUCACAUGUUUCUGUGUCUUCCCUGGUAUUUCCAAGAUCCUGAUCAACAAGUCGCUGGCUUCGAGCAGUAUCAACACGUUUAUGCGGUUCAUCUACAAGAUCAUCAUCCUUUUCGGGAAAGACGAGUGGGAGAGGUCACAGACUACCAUUCAUUGCGCCGUUAGCAAAGAACUACACGGAAAACCUCUCGCCAUCUACGCUAACUGCUACAAGUUUCCGAUAAGACCUCGACCGUUGAGGAAUAAGGAGCUAUGCGACAAAGUCUGGGAGCAGAGCGAGAUGCUUGUCAAAAUCGGGGAGGAAGAGAAAAUCAAGUAA
Messenger RNA from Nicrophorus vespilloides, 867 nucleotides. Its product is annotated as retinol dehydrogenase 12-like. Lineage: Eukaryota; Metazoa; Arthropoda; Insecta; Coleoptera; Silphidae. The transcript is spliced from 4 exons. The record is from RefSeq and is a predicted model, not a curated record. Bases 1 to 867 code for a protein of 288 amino acids.